Molecule: messenger RNA, 549 nt
Organism: Penicillium canescens
Lineage: Eukaryota; Fungi; Ascomycota; Eurotiomycetes; Eurotiales; Aspergillaceae
Exons: 2
Coding region: 1-549 (182 amino acids)
Biological process (GO): positive regulation of mitotic metaphase/anaphase transition
Cellular component (GO): anaphase-promoting complex
Source: RefSeq, a predicted model, not a curated record
AUGAGCAAAGACUCCUCAGCAACAUACCUACACAUGCACCAACCAAAGCUAGCCGACCUCUUCGAAGAAUUCACGCGACCCCACACCUCAACAGCAACAAACCCAAGCAACGACCCGCACAACAGCACCAGCAACAGCCGCGACGCAAACACAAUAACCUACGGCUCAACCUCCCCCGCCACAAUUCCCUCCUUCCUCCCCAUCGAAGACAUCUACGUCGCACCUCAGUACCAGCCCCCAAACCCUGAAGACGAAGACGACGUCGUGCCAGACCAACAUGCUGCCUUUGGUAUUACGCGCGCCAUGGACCGCAGGCAUGAGGCUGUUUGGCGGGAUCUCGGGCUUGAGGCGCUUGUGAAUGGUGAGGGGCAUGGGGCUAGUGGCCCUGUUGCCGCUGGGGGUACGGGUGCUGCUGGUGCGGCUGGGUCUGGGCCUGGGGCUACGAUUCGGGGGAGUGGGGGUGGUGCUGCGGCGGCUGGGGCGCCGGUUGUUAGGGUGAGGGAUGCUGGGAGGAGGAUGGGUGGUAGGAGGGUGGUUGGCUUGAGGUGA